UGCACAAGAGGGCUGCCGACAGCACCAAGUGGCAGCUGCGGUGGUUCGUCCUCUACCAGAACAUGCUGUUCUACUACGACUCGGAGUCGUGCAGCCGGCCGUCGGGCGUGGUGCUGCUGGAAGGCUGCUACUGCGAGCGGCUCAUAACCGCGGGCAGUCGCAACAAGGACUCCGACAAGCAGCACUGCUUCGCCAUCUCGUACCGGCGGGAGAACCAGCGGCAGUACGAGCUCCGAGCGGCCACCGAGUCCAACUGCAAGACGUGGAUCGAGGCCAUUCGCGAAGCGAGCUUCAACAAGCUGCUGCUGCAGAAGGAGGAGCUGGAGCAGAAGCACCUGCACCUGCUGCAGAUAGUCGAGAGCGAGAAGACCGCCAAGUGGCAGUACACGCAGCAGUGCGAGGAGCUGGCCUCCGAGAUCAAGAAGCUCCGCGCCGAGCUGUGCGCGCUGAAGAAGGAGUGGCGGCCGGUGUCGCCGUACCGCGCGGGCACGGCGGAGGCGGCGCAGCCCGCCCCCAGCGCGCCGGGGGCGGCCGCGCAGCCGGUCGCCGUGGACCAGGAGACGCUGGAGCUGCGCAAGAUCAAGAAGGUGCAGAGCUUCUUCCGCGGCUGGCUGUGCCGGCGCCGCUGGAAGCAGAUCGUGGAGCAGUACAUCAAGUCCCCGCACGCCGAGAGCAUGCGCAAGAGGAACAGCCUGGUGUUCCGCAUGGUGGAGGCCGAGGAGGAGUACAUGGAGCAGAUGGAGGUGCUGGUGUCGUGCUUCUUGCGACCCUUCAAGAUGGCGGCCAGUUCCAAGAAGCCACCCUGCACUCAUGAGGACGUCAACUCCAUCUUCCUGAACAGCGAGACUGUGCUGUUCCUGCACCAGAUCUUCCUCAAGGGCCUCACGUCGCGCAUGGAGAGCUGGCCCACGCUCGUUCUAGGAGACCUGUUCGACAUGCUGCUGCCCAUGCUGAGCAUAUACCAGGAGUACGUGCGCAACCAUCACUACAGCCUGCAAGUGCUGACGGAGUGCAAGCAGUCGCCACCCUUCUCGGCGCUGCUGGCUCGUCUGGAGAACAAGCCGGCCUGCCAGGGCAGGAGCAUCGAGACCUUCCUCACCUACCCCAUGCACCAGGUGCCGCGCUACAUCAUCACGCUGCACGAGCUGCUCGCUCACACGCCGCACGACCACGUCGAGAGGAAGAGUCUGCAGAACGCGCGCCAGCAGCUCGAGGACCUGAGUCGCCAGAUGCACGACGAGGUGAGCGAGACAGAAAACCUGAGGAAGAAUCUGGCAGUGGAAAGGAUGAUCGUGGAGGGCUGUGACAUCCUGCUAGACGUGAACCAGGUGUUUGUGCGACAAGGAAGCUUGAUACAAGUGCCAUCUGACAAGCCCAAAUCAUCCCGUAGUCGUAUCGCCAGUUUUAGAAAUGGAAAAGAAGCACUUCGUCAAUGUUUUCUGUUCUCGAACCACCUCAUUUUAGCAACCAGGACGUCUGGCGGAAGACUUCAUCUGGUCCCGGACAUUGGCAAAGUACCUCUUGCAGAUGCCUUACUGAUAGAAGACCCCAGUGACCCUGGAGCCAACGACGAUGAUGGGUCGUCGGUGUGCUCCAUGUCCAGCCAGUCGAGUGGCAUCAGCGACCACUCGGCGCCCGGCAGCUGGCACAACCGCGACUUCAAGGUGGUGCUGGACGUGAAGUCGGGUAGCCAGCCGCAGGUGGUGCACCUGGUUGCCCCCACCAUGCAGGAGAAAGCUGCGUGGAUCAGCGACAUCAGCCAGUGCAUGGACAACGUGCACUUCAACGACCUGCUCCACAGCUCCAUGUCGGACGCCUCCUCCGUGACCAUGCCCCAGUCCAUAAAGAACGACCCCAAGCUGUUCAAGGACGACGUCGACAUCCGCUUCAGCCGCACCCUCAACUCCUGCAAGGUGCCGCAGAUCCGCUACGCCACCCCGGAGCGCCUCCUGGAGCGACUCACGGACCUGCGCUUCCUGUCCAUCGACUUCCUCAACACCUUCCUGCUCACGUACAGGGUGUUCACUGACGGCGUCACCGUGCUCGAGGCCCUCAAGAAGGUCUUCUACAACGACGAGCCCCCGGAGGCUCAGAACAUCACCGAGGACUCUCUCUUGUCCCUGGAGGCGCUGGCCGCCCGGGAGGAGCAGACGGCCCUGCUGCUGGGCGACCAGGACCGCCGUCGCAGCAGCGUGUCUCCGCGACGCACCAGCGCGGCCAGCUCCGUGUCGGGCUACUGCUCCGAGGUGAGCGACCGGGACCGCAGCCACAGCUACGACUCCCAGAGCGGCCAGCGCACCCAGCACUGGAGGGUCAGCUCUCGCAAACUGAUUGUGGAGGAGGAGCAGCGAGAGCUGGGGCUCAUCAAAGAAGGACCGUCGAUCGUCAAGCAGUCUCCGACAACGCCCCGCAAGACCCUCCACGUCCGCGUCGAGUCCCAGAUGGACGACGGCCAGCACCUCACCAUCCCAGCCACCACGAUCGCCGUUUCAUCCAGUUCGGAGACACUCACGGAUGCGACGGUGCUCAGCGCUCCCUCGUCGCCCAGCAACCUGAGCUCGGUGACGCUCGUGGGCUCCGACAACAGUCCCCAAGACACCGGCUCCCCUCCGGCUGAAGCCCAGCCUCGAGACAAGAGCUCGGACGCGGAGCCUCGCGGAGCCGUCGCGCAGAGGGAGGCGUCGCUGGAUGACGCUGACAGGCCCGUCAUUCUAGGGGUGCAGUUCAAGAGCCAGGAGGACUGGCAGCGCGGGCCCGAGGGGCUGCCGUGGCCCGGAGAGGGGGAGCGGGCUCACAGGGGGCGUGGCUGGCAGGACCAGCCCUCCUCCGACACAGAGGCCCCCACCGCCUGCUCGUCCCGCUCCGCUUCCAUCACCACCGCCAACCUCGCCUCCACUGUGCUCCAGAACUACUACAUGAGUCGGCGCUCCAUCCAGGACUCGGAGAGCAUCGCCAACAUGUCCCAGCGAGCGAGCCUGCAGCACGACUCUCCGCAGAACUCCAGCAAGGCAGGCGUCGUCAUCACCUCCUUCCGGCAGUCACAGAGGAGCAUUGGACUUGACCUUCUCUGGAGCAGCACCUCGACGGCGGCGGCGGCCUUCGCCAUCGCCACGUCGGCGUCCAGCAACCCGCGCGACCUCUGCACGGGUGCGGCAGUGCGCGGGCGCACCAGCGUGGGGGACGCCAGUGUGCGCAGCAGCAGCCGCAGGAAGGAGUCGGUCAUGUCCACUGCGGCCACCAUGCGUGUCCUCAACGUGCUGCGGCACUGGGUCUCCAAGCACUCGCAGGACUUUGAGCAGGACCAGCGACUGAAGAACCUGACCAUAGAGUUCCUGGACGACAUCAUGUACAGCCCCAACCUGCUGCCUGCGGAGCACAAGGCUGCGUCGCAGCUGCUGCGCCUCAUCACCAAGGAGGAGGGGGAGAGCAGCAAGGUCGACCUGGGUCGACUGCUCGCGCCGCCCACGACGCCCAGCAAAGAGAACAUAGAGACUUUGUCAGCCCUGGAAAUAGCUGAGCAGAUGACUUACGUUGAUCACCAGAUAUUCAUUGCAAUCAGCAGUGAGGAGUUUCUGGGUCAAGCGUGGAUGAAGACUGAUAAGGCUUCGAAGGCACCGCACAUAAUCCUCAUGACUCGUCGCUUCAACGAGAUGUCGCAGCUGGUGGUUUCGGAGAUAGUGCGCCGCUCGAGCCUCACGUCGCGCAUCGCGGCCAUAGAGAAGUGGGCGGCCGUGGCAGACAUCUCCCGCUGCCUCCACAACUUCAAUGGCGUGCUGCAAGUGUGCGCGGCCUUCACCAACAGCUCCGUAUUCCGCCUCAAGAAGACGUGGGAGAAAGUGUCCAAGACUACGAAGCAGACGAUAGAGAAGCUGCAGGCCAUCGUGUCGUCGGACGGCCGGUUCCGCAGCCUGCGCGACGCGCUCCACCGCUGCGACCCGCCCUGCAUACCCUACCUGGGCAUGUACCUCACCGACCUGUCCUUCAUCGAGGAGGGCACGCCCAACUUCACCGGCGACGGUCUGCUCAACUUCUCCAAGAUGAGGAUGAUCGCGCACGUGAUCCGCGAGAUCAGGCACUUCCAGCAGACGCCGUACAAGAUAGACCUGAACCAGAAGGUGAUCAACUACCUGCUCGACUGCAACCUGCUCCUGGACGACGACGAGCUGUACCGCAUGUCCCUGGACAUCGAGCCCAGGACCUCGAGACUCAGCUCGUCCGCCAUUGGCCAGCUGCCGCUGAGCGCGCAGGCUGCCACCAGGUCGUAAUGGCUGGUGUCCGGUACGGAUCUCACAGAAAUGUGGUGUGAGCGGUGAAUAUUAGCAUCUGGACCAACACAUUAUUUUUCUUGAAUAUUAGUGUUGUGCUCAAGAAGUCUAUACAAAAACUUGUUCAACCAUUCAGUCUUCUGUGCUGGAUCUAGAAUUGGUGUGUUUCGCUGUGAAUGAUGAGUGCAUCUAAGUAAUUGAACAAAGUGUGUAAACCUAGGAAAAGUUAAUUUUAUUUUUACUUUUUUAUAAAAUUAUGUUAUUAGGCUGUAAAGUGGUUUUUAGUAAUCUCAUUAAAUAUGUGUUUGUGUUUAUUUAAGUAAAUGUGCAGCAGAGACAUAUUAUUUUAACAUUGUAAACUCUGUAAAAUAAUCAUGAGAUAAGUAUCAAUGUUACUUAAUUUAUAAUAAUUUGGAGUAGUGUUACUUAAUACAUAAAACACUUAAUUUUCGGUGUUAAUUUUGUGGGUUGAAAAGUCUCAAGAAUUAAGCUCAUAAAACUGGACUAAACCUAAAUCUUAAAUUGAGUAAGAUUUUUAUUCUUGAGUCCAGCCAAAUAAUUUUACAAUUUAACUUCACAAUUUCAAUGAUUUACCUGCCAAACCCAUGUAAAAGUGCAAUUUCUGAUUAUCUCUUAAAAGUAUUUUCACUGUGGGACAAGAAGGGAUUAUUUAACAUUUAUUAUCAAAUUGGACAAUUUAAAUUAAUUGUGCAGAGUCAAUAUGUGCCUCUUAACAUUUAUCUAACCCAUGAUUCAAAUUUUCACAUGCAUGCAUGUGUGUGGUUGUGUAUUGUGUGUCUAAAUUAUAUAUGCAAAUACACACUGCACCUUAACACAUGACACAAAAGCAACUCACCACACAACAACCACUCACCACAUAACACACAAGUUUUUAUAACUAGGACAUUUAAAAUGUUGGAACCAAGAUCAAAACCAUCUUGCAAAUUAAAAGUUUGAAUUUGGCUAGACUCUCUGCAAAUUUGAUAUCUUGUGGCUCAGUAAAACCUCCCUGAUACAAGAACAGGAUAUUGUUAGAUGUCAGAAGUUACGAGAGCUUUGUAAUGCACCGUCAGUUUUAAUGUGUCACAAUAAAUAUGUACUGUAUUUAGGAACAAUUUUCUGAUGGUGUUUUCGUAAGUACAAAAAUUUCCACUGACUUAAAACAGAAAGCGGGCCACCGCAGUGCAAAAGCCAUUGUUAUAAUUUACAAGCAAAUAUAAAGAAUAAUAGCUGAGCAAGAGAGAUGGAGAGAAAAACUAAGAGAUUCCUAUGUAAAGAUUAGGGGCUGAAAAAUUUAGCAUCUAUUUUUUCUAAAAUUAACAUAAUAUUAUUUUAUAAAUUAGCAUCUAUUAUUGUGCAAUUAGCAUUUUUAAUGCAACAUAUUAUAACUUAUAAUUUACAAUUCACAAUGUUUGUAAAAUAAAUAUUCAUACAUACAAAUACCUACAAAUAACCUUUUUCAGUUCUGUAAAAAAAACAUUUUUUCUGUGCCUUUUUAAAUAAAAACUACAAAAAAAAAUUAUUUUUAUUGUACUUCAAAAAUUUGGUACUGCAUUAUGCUAGCAAACAUUGAGUUGCAAGUGUAAUUCAUAGAAUAAUACACAAAUCAACUAGAUUAAUUGGGUGGGACUUAUAUUUUUAAGUUAUUUCUGAUACAUGUAACUUGACUAUCACAGCGACAUGGCAAUGGAAACAAAUCAUGGUCGUGAAAACUAUUGUAGGGAACAAUUAUUAGAAAAUCACCACGUGAUCAAUGUAACAUUUGGGGGAACGCCAAGUAUCUGCAGUACUGCUGGUUCACUUCACACUCCUGUUUAAGCAAAACGCAAGAGAGUGCAGCCUGUUGUUUUCAUCUCAUUUGCCAACCUUACACCUUUCGUCUGCGAGAUGAGAAAAUCUGCGGCAAAUAUGAUGGACAUGUUUUUGUGUAUUAACUGGAGUGAUGAUAAAUCUUACGUGACAAACAUAAAUUAAAAUAAUUUAAUCAUACAUGCACGUGUGUCCCAGACAAACUGCGAAGUACGAACAUAAGGUGAGUCAGGUCACAAAGUCCACAACACUGGGUUGUUUCUUUCCAAGUGUGAAGAUUUAUUUUGUACAACAAUUUUUGAAACUGUUAAAAAAUAUGUAACAGUACUUGGUAUUUUAUAAAGAAUUUUUUCAAAUGAUGGGCAUUUUAAACUAAUAGCAGGAAAAAAAAGCACAUUUAUUUAGAAAAUUAGCAAAACCGUAUAAUUUAUAGCAAGCUGCUAAUUUUUCCAGCCCCUAGUAAUUAUGAGUUAUCGUAGUAUAGAGGUUACAACCAAAUUUGUUCAGUGUUCAACAAACAAUUUUUUUUUGCUCACCGAGACUUGGCACGAUACUAAGAGUGAUGCAACCCACUUAUAAAUAUUUUAGCUAAGUUUAUUUAGAUGAGAUACUACUACUCUACAAAUUCUAUGUAAAAUAAUACGUAAGUAGCCUAAUAGUAUUUUAUAUUUAUUUUCAUUAAAACUAGCACAUGUAUAUUUUCUUCAGUGUGGAUUAUCUAUUAUAAUUUGAUUUUAUAUGUAUUAACUUGUAAGUGAUAAAAUUGUUUAGAAAGGUGUGUACAGUAGUAGAAGUUAUAUUUUGAAAACGCACAAAGUUGGCUAAGUGUCUCUUAAGGGAUUUGAGCAGUGCUAUAUAACUGCUUACAUUUUUUAAUGAAAAUGGAAGAUAUACAUUACAUUAACUAAGUAAAUUUGUUGUAUUUUUUGUGAAGUUAGUUCUACCAUGCCUCAUACACAUCUCCAAAAAUAUUAACAUCAAUUUUCUUUUAGCUCUUCUAAAGUAUAUUUGUGAGGUAAAACCUUGUUUUGAAAAUUUAUAUUGAUUUAAUUCAAAAUAUAAAUUAAAACUAAUAAUGUCUUUAAUAUUUAAGUAAAUUCAUAUCAUCAGAGGCAGCAGUUAUAUUGAAACUAUUAUCUGCACAUAACAUUUUGCAUAUUGGUGUGUUAGUGCAAUGAGCUAUUCAUUGAAUUGAUUCUUUAAUGUGCCUAUGAAUGUGUCAAUCAUUUUUUUUUUACACUGGCCACUAACAAUCUGUGAUCUUGUUAUGAGAUUUCAGUAUCAUAGUUGUUUUUUUUUAUUAAAAGCACUUUUUGUUUAUCAGCAUGUAUAAAGUGUUUAUAUUUUAUAUACUAAGGGAAACCCAGAUUUUUUUUGUUUUCUUAUUUGUGCAACAAAUUGGGAUUUUGUAAUGCAUUUUAUUUUUAGUUAUUUAAUAAACCAAAUCUCAUUCAUCUGUAAGCCUCCAAGUGAAGUAUUAUAAGUACAGUAGAGUCUCCAUUAACGAAGCUUUGAUUUUCUCAGGUUCAGUAUUAUCAGAGCCAAUGUAAAGGUCUAUUAACAGCGAAGACUCUUGGAACAUGUGCCUGAGACCAAGAAAAUUAUCUUUUGUCAAAAGCCUCAAGAAAAUUAACCUAAAAAAUGCCCUUUACGGUUUGGGUAAAUCAUGGAUUGAAGUGAAAGAAUCUACACUAAAAAAAAAGCUGGAAAAAAUCACCUCAAAAAAUUAUACCACUGGGCCAACUUAAAACCAAGACAAUUUUAUUAUUACAUCCAAGCUAUACAAAAUUCUACUUAUCUGAGGGUGCCGGGUCCACAUUUACUCAGUAAAUCGAGACUGUACUGUACCUCUAUUAUUGUACCGUAUUUACUCGCAUAAUUUCCGCAGUAAUUUGGAUAUAUUUUUGACAAAAAAAAUGGGGUGCGGACAUUGUGAAGUCUGAAAAAAAAAAUUGUCCUCAAAAUUUUCCAUGUUUUGUGUAAAGUAAAAAAACUGUUCUCAUAAUUAGUUUGCUAGUACCCUGAUUUUACGUAUGCUCACGGUUCCGCGGAUUGUAUUAGUAUAAUUGCUGCUUCAUAAAAUUGGCACCCUUCCCUCGGCCCAGUUGAAAAAUAUUAUAGGCGGCACACUACUUCGCAGAGCGCUGGUGACUGGCGACCCUCCCAGCGGACGUGAGAAAUUGACAGGUGUCGAGAUAGUUGGAUGCUGGCGAUUUGUGGAAGACGCCACUCGUUUUUUUUUUCUUCUCUCACUCGCGUGUGCACUCUUACGUUCAGAAGCCGCAGCCAGCUUACACAAAAUAAACUCUUUGCGUGAAAAGAUAUUUUUUUUAAUCUUUCAUUGAGAUGGCCACUAACGGCACGGGGAAGAUUUCUAAUGUCUGCAUUAGCCGGUGCCGGCGAGCCUCCCUCCCUGUCCCUUGCCCACUGUGUGUAUAAAAACAGUUACCGGCAGACGUCUGUGCAUGCGAGUCCCCUCCUGCCCUUCUUGACUGAAGCGGGGGAAGGAGUGCAGAGCGUGGAAAAGGCUGAGCAGGAAUUUAAAAAAAAAAAACAAAGCAUGUAAUUACACCACUUCUCCGCUACCUCCACUACACUAUGACAUAGUGUGAGUUGCAGCUGCUUUGUCCGCGCGUCUGCGCGUGGGACGUGUACAGGCUUGUGCUAUGUAUAGCCCAUCCCCUUGCAACUCGCGUGACGUCGCAGGCAGCUGCGCAGUAGAGUGCGAGUUUCUGAGUCCAGAUGGUUUCACCACGUUACAAACCCUCUCAGAAACCGCUCCGAAGAAAUGAACAACUCAAGGUCAAAGCAUUGUUGACAGCGUCGGUAAAUUUCCAUCCCGUUACUGUGCCUUUCAGGGGUGGCAAAGGUUGCUUUGUCUGGUGCGGACUUUAUGCUGAUUUUAAAAAAUUCCAUUUCAAGUAUUUAAAAAGAAAUGUGCGGCUUAUGCGAUUAAAUAUGGUAUUAUUGUUUCUUAAUCAUAAAUAAUAAAUUAGAAGUAAAAAAACUUUCUCUCACAUUAUCUGGUACGGUAGUAUUAAAUGGACUGUUAAUUUCCAAACAUAAAAUGAUUGUGUCAUAUCUUAAAGGCCCAUAGAGGCAUGUCGUGCCCGGUUCUCAGUUUUUGGUUCAGACUGUUUUUAAUCAGCACAAGAGCCAUUAAUAAAAAAUACCAGUAACACGGAAAGUUUUACAGGCAAACCUUUUCCUGGUCAAAAUACAAUAGACUCCAGGUAAAACCCAUAAAAUGCCAGCGAAACGUCUUUGCAUGAGUUCCACACGUCUUUCUAACUCCCUUUUAAGCCUCAGUGUGAAAAGUGAGUGAAAAGUUGGUAAAUCUUUGAAAAAUGCCGGUGGCGAUAUCUUUGAUAAGUUAUAAAAGUAUAUUGAGCCUGUAUUAUUUUUCUUUAGGUCUAACUUUUAGUUUAAAUGGUCAUCUCUGUCUGCUAGUGAAAAGAGGCACAAAAAAGGGUCGGAAUCUUGGCACAAAAACUCUUUUGUUUACAUUCAGACAUGGAAACUUCCUGCCGGCAGUAUCUUUCAGUGUGGGCGGGCGAGCAGCGGCAAGCGCAAGUGGGAAGGGGGGGGGGGGGGGGGGGGGGGGAGACUGCCCUUUGUCCGUGUCGCCUGCAGUUUUCAAACAUUUACUAACCAUUAACUUGUCACAUGGGACUUGUAGUGAAGUUAAAAGAUGUGUGCUUGUUGGUCGCCUGCAAUAUACCCCGGCGUUUUACCAGGGAAAGUAUUAGCUAUUAUGCUUUCUGUAGUACCAUACAAUUGUCCUGAAGUUUUCAAAACUUUCCAAAAGAAAUAGUAACUUUGAAUUCUACCUGAGCCAAUAUGUGCCGAAUGGGAUUUUUUUGUAUUCUAAUUUUUUACAAAUGUGUUAGUAAAAUUGAUUUUACUAAUAAGUGCUUGUUGUUGAAUAUGUAUUCAGUAUUUUGUUUUGUUCAUUUUUGAUUGGGUCAGGUGGUAGUUCUUGGAUGCCAAUUUUUGCUAGAGGAAUGAUUGCAAAUAUUUGUGACGCUGCAUGGUCGUGAGUUCCUGUACCUGUGUUCCUACCAGGAAUAUCUGUAGUGCUCAGCUGUUGUUUGUUUGCCUCGUAAUAGCACUUCACAUUGUACCUUCAACCUGCUGUGAGGUAAUUUUAAUGAGUCUCCCUCCCUACCCAACUACAUUACUGUCACUUUCAUCACUUUAAAUGAGCCUAUUAUAGUAUAUAUAUCUGGCAUACAUAUCUUAUUUACUACUCAAUUGGAUUGCUUCAUCAUCAUUAGUAAUGGUGCUAGGUCUGUUACCUAGUGUUGUGUGAGUUCACCCAAAUUCACUUGAAAUUUUUGUAUUAAAUUAUGUCUGAGAAGAAAGUAUGUGUAAUUUUAUUUGCCCUGUCCAUAAGGUGUAGGUUUUGAUACAGUGGCCUCCACUGUGUAUAAACCAUAAUUUUGUAUUUUAUGGUCGUCAUAAAAAUGGAUACUUUUCUGUGCAAAUGACUCAUGUAGAAGUACUUAGUGUUAAGUGGUAAUAUUCUUCUGACAUUUGAAUGCCGUGAAAUGUUAAUGUACUUUUAAAAAUAUCAGUAUUUUAAAGAAAACCAGUAUUAAUUAUGUCAUAAAUUUUUGUAGGGAUCGUAAAAUAAUUAUAUUCCUAUUGUAGCAAUUGUGUUUUUGUAGUUUCACAGAGGCAUAAGGUUAAAAAAAAAUAUUGGGAUUUUGUGUGUUAAACAUUGUGCGCACAUAGUAACAAGUCUGUGUAUUAUUGUGUAGCCUAUAUAUACAGUAGAACUCGGUUGUAACGUUUUCAUGGGGGCGAAAGGAAAAAACAUAAGCAGGAGAUAUCAGUGUUUGAACUUUUUACCAAUUGACUCAUCAAGCUAUGUAAACAAAUUUUGACACAACAAGCUGUAUAAACAAAUUUUGUGUUAAAACUACUGAUGGGUACACCCCAUGGUCGAAUUUGCUUAACCAAACCAACAACUUUUUAUCUUUGUCGUGCUUCCAGAUUCUAUUUUAUUUGUCUUUACGGACAUACUGCCAUAUUUUUGUCAAAUUGCCGCAUUCAUGACAAUGACAUUUAAAGUGGAAAUUCCUAUGUCCAAUUCUUUCACCACGUGAACAUGUGGUUUUUGUGACUCCUAUCUAUGAAUGAAAUAAAUUCAACUCUAUCAGCAAUAGGAUACUUUUUUUUAUUGCAAUCAUGGAAUAGUUGGGAAACUAAAAUAUUGAAAGCCUACGUAUGCACAUGUAAAAACAUACCAAAUUUCAAAGGACCAAAAGGAUUUUUGUUUUUCCAAGACAAGGGUGUCAACAGAUACAUAACUGCGAAUGUUAUGUACCUUCGAUAUAUUGAAUCCGCAGCAUUAGCCAGCACUAACGUUUAGCGCUAUUGUUCUGGCACAUUUACUGUCUUUGCAUACAAUCCUAUGUGAACAAUCUUAAGUCUAAGGUAUAGCAGUGAUUAUAAACAAUAAUGUACAUCUAAUGUAAAGUAAAUUAUUUUACAUGUUAAACUUCACAGAUGGGAUGAGUUAUAGAAUAGUUAGGUUUGAAAUUUUUUUUUUUUUCAUUUAUUGAAUAUUAACGUUAUAAGCAGAAAAUAUGCCUACCAUUUGUGAAAUACUAUACGCAGGAAAUAAAUACAUUGUUCUUAUGGGAGAAAAUGUCAGGACUUAAAAUAUAUGAUGUUAUGAUCAGGAAAACAUUAUAAGCAGGAACAUUAUAACAGAGUUCUACUGUAAUAGAAUCUUAUAAGGCAUCUAUUACAAUAGUAGUUAAUUUAGAAAAAAAACUCCUUUUAGGAUAAGUGCUAUAACAUGUUGAACUUAAAUUUUACUUUCAUAAAUGUUUUCAUCAGUUUUGAUUUUUAAUGCCAUCUCUGAAGAGUUAAUAAAAAAAAUGUUCUUCUCUUGAUCUUCACAUGUAGUAUUUUUUAAACCUCCCAAUGAAACUAUCAGUUAAACACUUACAAAAAUCUAGCCCAUUUGGUUGUUGUUUCACUCUGUCAGGAGAUGGAUUUACUCAAACGUAGUAGUUUAACCAUUUACUUCCCAAAUGAGUAUAAUCCUUACGAAUUCGAAUUUUUAAUGUUGGAAGUUUAGAAAUGUGAAUUAGUUUUUUGUUUUGAAUACAAAAUAACAAUUAUUUUUAUUGUCAUAAAUUAAUAACUUAUACAUGGGGUGAGUCCGAAUUCGACCCACAAACUUCGCCUGCUGGUUAUUCACGACAAAAUAAGUUGAAAAUAUCUCUACGACUUGUGGUCUAAAGUGCUUCCUGAGGCCGGGAUUGGUCUUUAAAGUUAGAGCUGAACAACAUUUUUACUGUUUAUUUGAGACCGUACGUUGAGUGUUUGGAUAAUGUUUAAUUCAAGUUCUUCAAUCACCGUGAAUUUUUUCACUGUCGCAAAAUUAUUUCAUCAAAAUAAUUGGAGUUAAAACCUUUAUUUUCCACAUACUUUUGUGACGUGUUACUACCUUCAAUUACUUCAAUGAAAUAAUUUAUAAUAGUGAUAAAUUUCGCGAUGGUUGAAGAACUUCAUUCAAUUAAAAAUAAUCUAUAUGUUCAGUGUUCAAUUUUAAAUACUUUCUCUAUUAUUGACAAUAAAAUUGUGGUUCACACCAAACUUCAAAAACAUAUAUUACUAACCUUUGGAAGUAUUUUAUACCAUAAGUUAUAGAUGUUUUCAAAUUAUUUUGUCAUGAUGAACCUGCAGAGGAAGUUGGUGGGUCAAGUUCAGACUCAUCCUGUAUAUAUACACAACUUUAAUUAAUGGCAGGUUUAAUUUUUUUUUUGGUUGAUUUAUCAUUUACUUGGUAAUUUGUUCCUAUGAUCUCGUCAAAAAAAUUGACUGCUCCAGGUGGUUCUGCCACAGUUAUUUUUUUUUUUUUUUUUACCUUGCUCGUUUUUACCUACGAACACGCAGGGAUUAACCUGCUCCAGAUUUUUAAUACGGGUAAACAACUUGUGGUUACAUUUUAGAAAUGGGUAGAGUAAAUUUUACUAGUCCAGUUGACCUGGUGAGGUUUCCAAAGCACAUGUAGUGUUUGCAUCUUCAGUAGAAAUGUGAGUAAAAUUAGUUCCAAAUGAUUCAUGGAAUUCAUAGUAAGAUGUAAAAAAUAUUCUUGGUAUAGUGUUAGUUAAUUCUAAAGAUAUUUGUGUACAGUGUAAUAUAAUUUAACUUUUUUUUUGUAGGCAUACUGUUGUCCAAUUAGUUUUUUUUUACUUGCUAUAUAACAAUCAGAUAGGCAUUUUAAAUAGUGUAACACCUUACAACCUCAUCAAAACUGUCAGUUCCACCAAAAUGUUUCAGACUAUUGUGAGAAUCAGUUGUAAAUGUUUUAAGAUAUUAAUAUUUGGAGUGUGUGUAUUUCACGAUUAAGAUGAUGAAUGUGUUUUACUUACCUAUCUCAGGCAUUUCCAUUGACUCAACUCAAAAUGCUUGAACUGGCGUACCUACUGCAGUAUUUUCAUGAAGCCUACUGUUAGCCGCUCAACUUCAGUGCAGUCACAGGGUUUUAUGCCCUAGUUUUUAAUUACUUUGAAGAAACAGUAUGUAUGCAUGUUUCCAACAUUAUUUUAAUGUUCAAUCUUUGUUAACUAGUGUAAAAUAAAAGCUUAACUCUUCGAUAACUAAUUAUAACUUGUUUCGUAUCUUCGAAAAUUGUUCACUGUCCACUGAUGCUCGGUGGAUUCAACAAACAGCUCAACCAUCACUGUUCUCCGUUCUAGCAUGGGGUGAGUUCAUGGAAGUGAAUUGGCUGAAUGGCAUGUGUUCGAUGUGUAAAUAUUUCUCAUAAGACUUGAUCUUCACUGGCCUUGCUCAUACUGGUAUCUUCUUGUACAGUGUAAACAUACCUAAUUGUAUAAUGUUUUUUUAGCAAAAGAAACUGUUUUUAUGAUACCUAUAAACAUUGUGUCUCUUUGAGGUAUUGUCAUCAUGCUGGUUGUGAUCACAAUAAAUGUAUCAUGUUGUUUGUUGACUUUUGCAGUAUAUAUAUUUUCCUCAUGAGUGUGAUGAGAUUUAUAGAUGUGUGAAGUAUGGUGCCUACAAUGCUCCAAACAGUACUGUUCACUAAAUAAAAGUGAUGUAUGUAUAGCUGUUUCUUGUCCUUCAUCACUGUAUGUUAUUUCAAACAAAGUGAUAUGCAAUCGUAGACACCUUUGUGUCUAAGGGAUUGUAUUUCUUCUUCAGAAAUAAAUGUAGUUCUUCCGU
Bacillus rossius redtenbacheri is the source of this 14279-nucleotide messenger RNA. RefSeq names its product ras-specific guanine nucleotide-releasing factor 2-like. Gene Ontology annotation, cellular component: plasma membrane. The transcript has 27 exons. Gene Ontology annotation, biological process: Ras protein signal transduction; positive regulation of GTPase activity. Lineage: Eukaryota; Metazoa; Arthropoda; Insecta; Phasmatodea; Bacillidae. The record is from RefSeq and is a predicted model, not a curated record. Gene Ontology annotation, molecular function: guanyl-nucleotide exchange factor activity; protein binding. Bases 63 to 4265 code for a protein of 1400 amino acids.